AUGACCACCACCCCACCCCACCCCACCCUCCUCCCCAUCCGCCCCCAUCCCCCUCCCCUCGCGCAUCCCUUCCCCUCACAUGUCCUUCGCUCUCCUCACCCUCUUCCGACUUACCCAAACCUCCUCCCACUCCUCCUCGCCCCUACCAUUCCCCUCCCCUCUCCCCUUCCCCCCCCGUCCCUCCCUCUCCCCCCCCCCCUUCACCAAUUCCAUUCCCCACCCCGCCCCCUCUCCACCCGUACGCUUCCCCAGCGUUUCUUGUGCUGGGGGCGUUUCAUCUUUGGCCCGGACGUACGAUCGCUGGUCAUCUCCUUCGUCCUCAUCCUCGUGCCCGGCACUCUCUUCUGCAUCUUCGUCGCUGCUCCCUACGCGGGGAAGCUUCCAGGAGGGAUCGCUGUGCUCCCCGUCUCCAUCUGCUUCGUCAUCUGGAACCUCUUCAUCCUACUCGUGACAGCGAGCAGGGACCCGGGCAUCGUACCUCGCAACCUCGUGCCACCACAGCCAGAUGAGGAGGCAGGGGAGCAGGCAGCGGGAGGGGCGCCGAAGAAACUGCCACGAGCAAAAGAAGUGGUGGUGAACGGGCAUACAGUCAAAGUCAAGUACUGCGACACGUGCCUGCUGUACCGGCCGCCCAGAUGCUCGCACUGCAGCAUAUGCGACAACUGCAUUGAAAAAUUCGACCACCACUGCCCGUGGGUGGGGCAAUGCAUUGGACGGCGCAACUACCCCUUCUUUUUCCUCUUCGUCACCUCCACCACGCUGCUCUGCGUCUUCGUCUUCACCCUCUCAGCCUUCUACAUCAAACUCCUCGUAGACAACUCCUACUCGGGCGCCAGCGGGCAGAGCAUCUCCCUGCUAGAGGCACUGGGAAAGGGGUACAUGGCGGCGGUGCUGAUGGUCUACACGUUCAUCAUGGUGUGGUUCGUUGGGGGACUCACUGGAUUCCACUCCUUCCUCAUCUCGCGCAAUCAGACCACAUACGAGAACUUCCGAGCUCGGUACGAGAAGAAAGCCAAUCCAUACAACCUCGGUUGCCUCAGCAACUGGCGCUCUGUGCUCUGCUCGCCCAUCCCCCCCUCCCGCCACAACUUCCGAGCCGACGCGCCCGAACCUCCCCCCGCCGUACCACCCGUUACUGACCCUUCCUCCUCUUCCAACCAUGCUCUGAUACCAACGGCGAAUACCAACGGGCACGCGCAUGACGACGCGCAGAGGAAUGGAAACGGGGUGCCGUAUAUGAAUGGAAGAGCAGGAGGGCUAGGAGGAGGGGGUGUAGGGGGACUGGAGGCGGGAGGAACGAGCGUGACAGACCCAGCAGCAGCAGUCGACGAAUCAGAAGCCCCCAUUCUUCCCGCCAUGCGCAACCGCAACUCCCAACCCAACUCCCGCCGAACCUCCCCAGCCUCCAUACCAGGGUCUCGCCGAGCCUCCCCAGUAGGCUCGUGGAAAGGCUCCCCAGGGCAUGGUUCAAAGCGAAACUCUCCCCAUACCCACCACGGGUCGUCUCGUCUCAGCUCCCCAGGGCUAUCUGGCAGAUCACCAGUCAAUAAGAGGCAGUCAGAAAACGAUUUAGUAGAAUCAACCCGACUCACGGAUGACGAGGGAGGCAGGAUUGCGGAUCAGAUUGUGGAGCUCGGGAGAAUGCCGGAUGGUUAUACGGCAGGUGGAGCCGGGGAGGAGAGUGUGGAUAGCAGUGGUGUGCCGAGGAGUGUGAGUGGAAGGAGGAGUGGGAGUGGGAGGCGGAGAGGGGAGGAGAUCGUAGUGCUGGAGGGGACGAGUGGGGCUGCAGGAGACGGCGGUGGGUUUGGUGGCGGUGGGAUUAUGAACGAAAGUGAUCAUAGGGAGGGUAGUGAAGGGAAGGAGCGGAGGGAUGGAGUGGGUGGUGGUGGGGAGGUGGUGGUGGAUGUUCCAGGUGCAGGGUGA
Molecule: messenger RNA, 1923 nt
Organism: Closterium sp. Naga37s-1
Lineage: Eukaryota; Viridiplantae; Streptophyta; Zygnematophyceae; Desmidiales; Closteriaceae
Source: the annotation of a GenBank genome assembly